CAUUUUAUCCGGUGCUGAACCUCGUUGUGAACAAUAGUUUUUUACACUACAUAUUACGAGUUAUUUUAUAAUUUACAAUUUAAUUUCUUAAUUUACUCAGUAUUUCACUAUUAAACAUUUAUUCCUAACUAAAACCAAACAUGGUUUCUUUAAAUCCAGUUCGCAUCUUGAAACAUCAAGCUGAAGAAGACAAAGGUGAAAAUGCACGGUUAUCCAGUUUUAUUGGGGCAAUUGCCAUUGGUGAUUUGGUAAAAAGUACAUUAGGGCCAAAAGGAAUGGACAAAAUAUUGAUAUCGGCUGGUCGUGGAGGAAUGGAUGCUAAAAUCGAGGUUACUAAUGAUGGUGCUACAAUUUUGAAAAGUAUUGGGGUUGACAACCCAGCUGCUAAAAUAUUGGUUGACAUGUCAAAAGUCCAAGACGGUGAAGUUGGUGAUGGCACAACAUCUGUCACUGUACUAGCUGCUGAAUUAUUGCGUGAAGCUGAAAAAUUGGUGGACCAAAAAAUACAUCCUCAAGUCAUUAUUUCGGGAUGGCGUAAAGCAACUAAAAUUGCACAUGAUGCUUUACAAAAUGCGUCCAUGGAUAAUAGCAAAAGUGACGAGAAGUUUAGAGAAGAUCUUCUAAAUAUUGCUCGUACCACUCUAAGCUCCAAAAUUUUAUCCCAGCAUAAAGAGCAUUUUGCUAAAUUAUCAGUUGACGCUAUAUUACGUCUCAAGGGUUCUGGAAAUUUAUCUGCUAUACAAAUUAUAAAACUUAAGGGUGGAUGUUUAGAAGAUUCAUUUUUGGACGAAGGGUUCCUUCUCGAUAAAAAGAUUGGUCAACAUCAGCCUAAGCGUAUUGAAAAUGCUCGUAUAUUAAUUGCCAAUACACCAAUGGACACAGAUAAAAUUAAAGUAUUUGGAUCAAGGAUUAAAGUCGAUUCAAUGGCCAAGGUUGCAGAACUUGAGUUGGCGGAAAAAGAAAAAAUGAAAGACAAAGUUAACAAGAUACUCUCUCAUGGUAGCAACGUGUUCAUUAAUAGACAGUUGAUCUACAACUAUCCCGAACAACUUUUUGCUGAUUCUGGUAUCAUGGCUAUUGAACAUGCUGAUUUUGAUGGUAUUGAACGUUUAGCUCUUGUUACUGGCGGAGAAAUUCUAUCGACAUUUGAUUCACCCGCCACAGCCAAACUGGGAACAUGUAAACUUAUUGAGGAAACCAUGAUUGGUGAAAGCACAUUACUACGCUUUUCUGGUGUAGCUCUUGGAGAAGCUUGCACAAUAGUUAUUCGUGGAGCUACAGAACAAAUUAUUGACGAAGCCGAUCGUUCUUUACACGAUGCUUUAUGUGUGCUUUCAUCCACUGUACGUGAACCAACCAUUGUGUACGGUGGUGGUUGUAGUGAAAUGUUAAUGGCUAACGCUGUUAGUGCUGUAGCAGCGAAAACUGCUGGUAAAGAGGCGGUAGCAAUGGAAGCAUUUGCCAGAGCUCUUCAGACAUUGCCCACAACUAUAGCUGAUAAUGCUGGUUUAGAUUCUGCACAACUUAUCAGUGAAUUAAAAGCCGCUCAUGCUCUUAACAAAACAUCUAUGGGAUUAGAUAUGGAAAAUGGUAUCCUGGGAUGUAUGCGUGAAACUGGAAUCACUGAAUCUUUUGUUGUUAAGAGGCAAGUAUUAGUUUCAGCCGCCGAAGCAGCUGAAAUGAUCCUGCGUGUCGACUGUAUUAUUAAAGCGGCUCCGAGGCAACGAGUUGAAGAUCGUGGUCAUUGCUAACUCUAACAUAUUUAUAAAAAUAUAUUCAUUUGUAACAAACUAACUCCAAUGGCAAACACAUAAGUUUGUUUUUAAUUCACAUGUUUUUUUAUAUACAUUUUUUUCUUAAAAUAUAUAAAAAUAUGAAACACUA
This is a messenger RNA of Adelges cooleyi (spruce gall adelgid), 1884 nucleotides long. RefSeq names its product T-complex protein 1 subunit beta (gene CCT2). Gene Ontology annotation, cellular component: cytosol; chaperonin-containing T-complex. Gene Ontology annotation, molecular function: ATP-dependent protein folding chaperone; ATP binding; ATP hydrolysis activity. Lineage: Eukaryota; Metazoa; Arthropoda; Insecta; Hemiptera; Adelgidae. Gene Ontology annotation, biological process: protein folding. The transcript has 6 exons. Bases 141 to 1751 code for a protein of 536 amino acids. The record is from RefSeq and is a predicted model, not a curated record.